Tinamus guttatus (white-throated tinamou) is the source of this 280-nucleotide messenger RNA. NCBI's taxonomy places the organism in Eukaryota, Metazoa, Chordata, Aves, Tinamiformes, Tinamidae. The record is from RefSeq and is a predicted model, not a curated record.
GGCAUCGGCUGCUACAUGUUCCGCAUCGACGACCUGGAGGUGGUGGACGCCACCAUGCACGGCAGCGCCGCGCGCUUCAUCAACCACUCGUGCGAGCCCAACUGCUACUCGCGCGUCAUCCACGUGGAGGGCCACAAGCGCAUCGUGAUCUUCGCGCUGCGCCGCAUCCGCCGCGGCGAGGAGCUCACCUACGACUACAAGUUCCCCAUCGAGGAGCCGGCCGCGAAGCUGCCCUGCAACUGCGGGGCCAAGCGCUGCCGCCGCUUCCUCAACUGAGCGG